CAGGAGUCUGGUCGCGCAUCUAGGUCGUGCUCCCUGGGGAAGUUAGAUCAUUCGGACCAUUUCUUCCACAUUUUCUCCAGUGUUGGCUUGCUCGCUCUGGUAGUUCCCCCCUCACCCUUCACAUUGUUAACCGUGCCCCAUGCCUCAACUGGACAAUAACAGCGGCAAACUCUCGAAUUCUCAAUAUCCUCCUUUCUGAAAGCAAGCGUUGGGAAACAGUCGUUAUGGCAAUGCCAUUCACAUGCGCCUGGGAUCUGAACUUCGACACACCUCAGUUGAGAGCCUUGGAAUGUGGUGCUCCUGAUCUCAAAAAAUUCUAUGCACCAAAUAUUUCUCGCCUAUACAUAACCACUCGGCGCGGGUAUCUGGCCUCCCCAGCCAGACUGUGCAUCCCCUUUUACAAAAAUCUACGUCAUCUCCACCUUCGGGACGCUUACGUAUGUGCUUUAUGCUCCACUAUAACCGAUUUCCCUCGUCUAGAGACCAUUGUGAUUGAUGAAAUAUACUCGCUCAAUCAUGUUCCUAGCGCCAGAAGUUCAAGUUAUUCGGCGACACUUGAGUCAAUGACCCUCCCCCUCCCCUCCUCGCGUCGCUGGCGACAAGGCUUCAUCGACAUGUUCAGCCUCCUUGAUCUUCCCACUUUCCGGAAGUUAACUCUGGUUGGAACACCAAAAAAACCACAUGUUGAUUGUCUUUUGUCGAUGCUGGCGGUGGCACCUUUCCGGGUGCCGGUGGUGGAUUUUCAGACAGACGCACCGUUGAGGAAAGUUUGUAUGGACCAUAUCGAGUCGUUGUUCUUAGUUGUAGGAGAGGUUACUUUUUGUGGAAACGCGCUUCAGAUCGAUGAGUAUCGGAAUUCGCGACGAAAGGGAAACUGAAGCUACGUUACUCGAGAUAAGUAUACAUAUACGAAGUACAUGCCGAUGAAUUCUGUCAUGUCUUGAAGUUAAGUUUCGCAUCGAGUUUGAGCAAUGUAACCAGCCACAUCCUUGUCUUGGGCGAAUUUACCUUAUUCUCUACCUUUUCAAUAUUCGCACCAC
Suillus subalutaceus is the source of this 1040-nucleotide messenger RNA. RefSeq lists its product as uncharacterized. The transcript is spliced from 2 exons. Lineage: Eukaryota; Fungi; Basidiomycota; Agaricomycetes; Boletales; Suillaceae. Bases 225 to 878 code for a protein of 217 amino acids. The record is from RefSeq and is a predicted model, not a curated record.